Messenger RNA from Quercus lobata, 1912 nucleotides. RefSeq names its product amino acid permease 3-like. The transcript has 8 exons. The record is from RefSeq and is a predicted model, not a curated record. Bases 153 to 1694 code for a protein of 513 amino acids. NCBI's taxonomy places the organism in Eukaryota, Viridiplantae, Streptophyta, Magnoliopsida, Fagales, Fagaceae.
AGUAUGUUGCACUACCAUCUCUUCCUCACAGUAGUUCGGGUAAUUAUCUUCUCCUGUAUAUAUAAGGCCACUCUCCGUAUUGUGAAGUACCCAUCACCUUCAACCUCUCUCUCUCUCUCAAAAGCAUACCAUUUCCACCAUUACAGAGAACCAUGUUGGCAAGAAGUCGUACUCUUCCAUCCAGAAUACACCAUGGCGCUGUAGAAGAGAGGCAUGACGUUAGGCACUACUUGCAAGUAGAAGUUCAACCAAAAACUCAGGCUGAGACUGAAGCCAUAAACCCUCUGUCCAACUAUUCCAAGUGCUUUGAUGAUGAUGGCCGUUUAAAGAGAACAGGGACUUUUUGGACUGCAACUGCACAUAUUAUUACUGCAGUUAUUGGAUCAGGAGUCCUCUCACUGGCAUGGGCCAUAGCUCAGCUUGGCUGGGUUGCAGGACCUGCUGUCCUAAUCCUAUUUGCCCUUGUCAACAUCUAUACUUCGAACCUCCUAGCACACUGUUAUAGGGCCGGUGACCCUGUUACUGGACAGAGAAACUACACCUACAUGGAUGCAGUGAAGGCAAACUUAGGGGGGAGAAAGGUCAUGUUAUGUGGGUUGAUUCAGUACCUGAAUCUGUUUGGCAUUGCAAUUGGAUAUACAAUUGCAGCAUCAGUCAGUAUGAUGGCAAUAAAGAGAUCAAACUGUUUUCAUAAGAGUGGUGGCAAAGAUCCGUGUCACAUGUCAAGCAAUGGGUACAUGAUAACAUUUGGAAUCAUAGAGGUGUUGUUUUCUCAGAUUCCUGACUUUGAUCAAGUAUGGUGGCUCUCUAUAGUUGCAGCAAUUAUGUCAUUCACAUAUUCAAGCGUUGGUCUUGGUCUUGGCUUAGGCAAAGUUGCAGAAAGUGGGAAAUUCAAAGGAAGCCUAAUGGGCAUUAGCAUAGGGACAUUAACAAAAGCAGGAACAGUAGUCACCGCUACUGAGAAGAUGUGGAGGAGUUUGCAAGCUCUUGGAGCUAUUGCCUUUGCAUAUUCUUUUUCCAUCAUUCUCAUUGAAAUUCAGGAUACAGUAAGAUCACCUCCUGCAGAGCACAAAACCAUGAAGAAGGCUACUUUAUUUAGCAUCACUGUAACUACAGUGUUCUAUUUACUGUGUGGAUGCAUGGGAUAUGCAUCCUUUGGAGACCUUGCCCCAGGAAAUCUUUUAACUGGCUUUGGAUUCUACAACCCCUACUGGCUAUUAGACAUUGCCAAUGUAGCAAUUGUUGUUCACCUUGUUGGUGCAUAUCAGGUCUUUUGCCAGCCUUUAUUUGCGUUUAUAGAAAAAUGGAGUGCAAAGAAAUUGCCAAAGAGUGACUUUGUAACAGCAGAAUAUGACAUACCAAUCCCCUUCUUUGGUAUUUACCAGCUUAACUUGUUCCGUCUAGUAUGGAGGACAAUCUUUGUUAUUAUGACAACCCUCAUAUCCAUGCUCUUGCCUUUCUUCAAUGAUGUUGUUGGAAUACUUGGAGCCUUUGGAUUCUGGCCACUAACAGUUUUCUUUCCAAUUGAGAUGUACAUUUCUCAAAAGAAGAUUGCACCCUGGACAAGCAGGUGGGUUGGGCUACAGAUUAUCAGUGUUACAUGUCUCUUCAUUUCUAUAGCUGCUGCUGUAGGCUCCUUCGCUGGAGUUGUUCUGGAUCUCAAGACUUACAAGCCAUUCAAAACUAGUUACUAAGAGAGAGCCAUGGGUUUUUUCUUAAAUAGUUUUAUAGAUUACUUUUGGGGAAUAAACCAAAACUAGCUCCCAGAAACCCCCCUAUACACUUGCUGUAUAAUUAAUGGCAAAAAUCUUGUAUAUGCUGUGUUGCCAUGCCAGGGCGCUUGGCCACAAAGCUGGGACUCUAAUUUGAAUCAACCCUUCAUAUAAGUUUCAAAAGCAUGUUUAUUUUUUAU